UAGAUGUCGCUGAGUCAGAAGUCAGUAUUUGACGUUUGAUAGUGACACAGUUUCCAAACAUUGGUGUAAAGUUGCAGUGAUGACUUUAAUAAAUCCAGACGAGUACAAAAACCAGGGUGGUGAUGGGGGCUCCAGCGCCUCGAUUAAGGUGCGUACCCCCAAACGUAUAUUGCACUUCAGCGACGGCGUUUUGGAAGAAUACAGCGAUGACGAAGUUGACAACACCCCCCAGCAAGAGCAGGCCUUGGUUGAUCCUGGUUCUUUGACAUGGGGGCCCUGGCUGUGGUACAAGACUUGGCGUGCAGGUGCCAGCACGUUGGCAGUGGUGGAUUCCGUUGGGGAGUUUUUAGCUGCGUUUUUCGGGAUUACCACCCCCAAGUAUUACUUCGAACUGGAGGAGUACAAGAGGAGAGAAGCGGAGAUGAAGGCUGAAGACGAACAAAAGAAAGGGUGGUCCGAAGCCCCGAAUGUUGAGGGUUUGAAGUUGAAUGAGAUAACCACGAAGCAACCCCAGCCUGUGGACGUUUAAUAAUAAGCUGCUUCUACAAUAUUUGAAGUUGGUGAUUGGAAAACAUUCACUCGGCGCUUUUUGAGGACACUUUUCUGUAGAAAAUAGAAGCUGUAUGCAAUUUAUUAAUUGUAUAAAAACUAUAUUUACACACAUAUUUUGUUAAAGCUACAUGAUUGUAUUACAUACUUAAGAAACAAUAACAAUGUUUGUGAUAACUGUAUACUUACGUAUUUAUUCGUCCAGAAAUAAAAAUAAAAUAUUAAACGUA
Messenger RNA from Tribolium castaneum (red flour beetle), 779 nucleotides. RefSeq lists its product as uncharacterized. The coding region runs from base 80 to 529 and encodes 149 amino acids. The transcript is spliced from 3 exons. The record is from RefSeq and is a predicted model, not a curated record. Lineage: Eukaryota; Metazoa; Arthropoda; Insecta; Coleoptera; Tenebrionidae.